Messenger RNA from Arctia plantaginis, 855 nucleotides. The record is from the annotation of a GenBank genome assembly. Lineage: Eukaryota; Metazoa; Arthropoda; Insecta; Lepidoptera; Erebidae.
AUGCGUAAGAUAUCUAAGAGCCGUACUGACGAUGAUGUGGUAUCUUCGACCAAUGGAUCGGUAGUUAAUGAAGAACAACCAGAGGCAGAUCGCAACACUGACCCGGAUGAGAAGGAGGCCGAAACAGAUUCCAAUGAAAACGUUGGUAUAAAUGAAGACGAAUCUACAAGUACAACAAAGUCAAAAGAAUCUCCAAAAAAGGGUAAAGCCAAAAACAAGCUUAAAAAAAAGAAGUCUGAGAAAGAGAAAAAUACUGCUGAGGAGGAGUACGAGGUUGAAAAAAUUGUUGAUUCAAAGAGAAUCAAGGGUAAACUUCAUUACUUAAUACGUUGGAAAGGAUACUCUGCAAACAGUGAUACUUGGGAGCCAGAGAACACCUUAUCAUGCCCUGAUUUAAUAAAUAAAUUCAAUGAAGAGAAAGAGAACUCUAAAAACAAGGAUGACAAGCCAGAUAAAAAAAAUAAUAAGAGAAAAGCCAAGAAAGACACAAAAGUCUCGUCGAAGCGACCUAAAAAUGAUUGGGAUGAUAAAAAUGCUGAUGAAAAUGCUGAGUAUGAGGUUGACCGUAUCUUAGAAGUUCGAAUCAAGAAGAAUGGUAAGAGGGAGUUCUUCAUUCAUUGGAAAGGAUGGUCUAGCAAAUUUGAUUCAUGGGAACCCGAAAGUAAUUUAAAUUGCCAGGAUUUGAUCAAAAAAUUUAUGGAGAAGGUGAGCAAGGCGCGUUCUGUAGAUGCUCGCAAUUUAAGAGUGGCUCCAAUUACUACCAAUCGUUACACGUUGCAAGACCCUUCAUCUGGACGUCGGCUAAGCAAACGGCGGGGUCAGCGACAGAGAGUUCGCUACGACGACGCUGAAUAA